Messenger RNA from Mytilus trossulus (common blue mussel), 2429 nucleotides. RefSeq lists its product as uncharacterized. Bases 105 to 1742 code for a protein of 545 amino acids. The record is from RefSeq and is a predicted model, not a curated record. Lineage: Eukaryota; Metazoa; Mollusca; Bivalvia; Mytilida; Mytilidae. The transcript is spliced from 6 exons.
UGAAGACGAAGGAAUAGAAUGGACUUAUGUUAUUUGUAUAUUGGUAACGUCUUUCAACAAAUUAAAAGAGUAAAUAACUCACUAAAGAAACGGCUUGUAGGGAUAUGUCGUAUAAAAAUAUAUUCACUAGACUGCUGUCAUUAGUGUUUGUCGUAGAUGUUAUAAACACAGCAGGACUGACGAGCCAAGAAGUAGCAAAGUUUACAGUUAGUGGUAACUACGAAGCAUCUGUAUCCAUAGACAGCUCAAACUCGGAGUAUUACGUUAUAAGUGCUUCUGGAAUACCCGAUCAUGCGUGGGAGGAGGUGAAUCCAAACACACCAUCAAACCAAAAUUACAACAUCAAGAUCCCUAAGACACCUAUAGUAGCAACAACUAAAGCAUGUGUACCCUUUGGAAAGAUAGGACUGACGAGAACAGGUGUAGCAAUAUACAACCCUCUAGCCGCUGGAUCGGUCAAUGCUGUAGAAGGAGACAGCGCAGAAACUUUUGACAGUUGUGAUGGACAUGCGUCGGCUGACGGAGCAUACCAUUACCACAAAAUUCCCAAUAGUUGUCUAUAUAACAAUACUGUAGAUGAACUUAUUGGUGUGGCGUUUGAUGGUUACCCUAUCUAUGGACCUAAUGUAUCAGAUAUUUCUGAUAGAUGGAUAAACUCGACGGACUUAGAUUCCUGUCACGGAAGAGAAGUUAGUGGCGAGUAUAGAUAUCAUGUGACCGAGCAGUGGCCAUAUUUUCUAGGAUGUUACCAUGGGACUGUUUACGACGAGGUUGUCACGGUUACUUAUGACUGUGAUUUAUCAUCAAAUGUUGUCACUACGUCGUUACUGCAUACCGAAUCAGCUGGCUUAACGAGCGAAGAAAUAUCCAAAUUUUCUGUUUCUGGAAAGUACGAGGCAACAAUAACAGUGGACCAGUCCAACUCAGAAUAUUUCCUGAUCGCAGCAUCUGGGAUACCAGAUCAUCCUUGGGAAAAUGUGAAUCCAAACACUCCGACAAACCAAAACUACAAUAUAAAAAUUCGUAAAAUACCAGAAGUAUCACCUACAAAAGCAUGUGUUCCAUUUGGAAAGAUAGGACUGACAAGAACAGGCGUAGCAAUAUAUAACCCCUUGGCCGGCGGGUCAGUCAAUGCCGUACAAGGAGACAGCGCAGAAACGUUUGACAGUUGUGAUGGACAUACGUCACCCGAUGGAUCAUAUCAUUACCACAAAAUUCCCGAUAGCUGCUUAUAUAAUAAUACUGUAGAUGAACUAAUUGGUGUAGCUUUUGAUGGAUUCCCAAUAUAUGGACCAAAUGUAUCGGACAUAUCUGACAGGUGGAUAACUUCUGCGGAUUUAGACAAAUGCCACGGGAGAGAAGUGGACGGCCAAUAUCGAUACCACGUGACCGAACAGUGGCCAUAUUUUCUCGGAUGUUACCACGGUACUGUUUACACUGAUGUUGUAACCGUUACGUACGAUUGUGAUUUGAAUAGUAAUGAUUGGGACGCAUGGACCUAUUACCUGUGUGAGUGUCCAGAGAACGGUGGAGGCGGAGGAACGGGUGGAGGUGGAUUGCCCCCACCAAUCGAAUGUCGCCCAGACAACCCAAAUCGUCCUGCAAACUGUCCUGAUGGACCACAGCAACCAGACACAAAUAAUAACAAUGAUCAAAGUGGUGAUGGGAAUGGAGGAUGCCGUUUAUGUGUUAACGUGAUGUUUGUUUUAUUCAUUGUUUUAAAAACUUUUCAAGCCUUCUGAUAUAGUUAAUAUAUCAGGAAACAAACAGUAUUCGAUAAAUUACGGUACUGAAAAGGAUUUUAAUUUUGAACAGAACACGAACGUCUAUGCUAUUAACCUUUUGAAUGCAAAGAUAUCUUAAUGCUAUAUAUUUCAUUAUUAUACAUUUUGUCCAAAAGAAUAGUUCGUGAAAACUAUUAUUUUUAGAAAGACAUAGUUGCUAACAAAUUUAGUCUACGGACAUUUUGUGUGUCGCUUACAUUUCCAAUUGUCGGCAGGAGUUAGUCUGUACAUUUAGCUUCUGAAAUCUAUAGGCCAGAUAUAGAAAUGAUUCAAUUUUCUAAGGGAACAAACAAUAGGCCAGAAAGAGCCAGUGUCGCUCAUUUAAAUCUUCAUCUAUAGUCAUGUUUGGUAAAAAUCCUAAUGAAAUUGCAAUUUAUAUCUAUCUUUUACAGUUUUGAAGAAAAACAUUUGGCUUGUAGAAAUUUUCAGUGAUCAAUUUUUGUAGAAGAAGUUUUUUUCUAUACGAUUGUCUUCCUAUUAUACAGUUUAACUGUUUUAAUGAUAUACAUAAUAAAGAUUAAAAAAAUCAACAAAGGAGUCCUGUUUGGGCCGAUUUACCAAUACGACUGUUUAUGAAACUGUCAUCUUUUUUAUUUAGAUAAUAGAUAGUUCAACUAAGUAUAAAUAAAGUAUUGUUUUUAUUUA